AUGGGUGUGGCUUGUCUUGGAUGUGCUGGGCUGGGCUGGGCUGGGCUGUGGACAGAGGAGAGGAAUGAGUCGCGGUGCUGCUGCUUGCGCGCCCCGGCUGCUGCGUGUCAGCUGCAACUGCCAGCUAAGUUUACCAUGGGCAAGGGGGAUGUGGGCGCUUGGUUUGGGUGUCGAAGCGCUGGGGAGUGA
Plenodomus lingam JN3 is the source of this 189-nucleotide messenger RNA. Lineage: Eukaryota; Fungi; Ascomycota; Dothideomycetes; Pleosporales; Leptosphaeriaceae. The record is from RefSeq and is a predicted model, not a curated record.